This is a messenger RNA of Hylaeus anthracinus, 1885 nucleotides long. RefSeq names its product NADH-cytochrome b5 reductase 3. Bases 438 to 1364 code for a protein of 308 amino acids. The record is from RefSeq and is a predicted model, not a curated record. The transcript has 4 exons. NCBI's taxonomy places the organism in Eukaryota, Metazoa, Arthropoda, Insecta, Hymenoptera, Colletidae. Gene Ontology annotation, cellular component: mitochondrion. Gene Ontology annotation, molecular function: FAD binding; oxidoreductase activity.
UGGUAAUAUGUUUUAUAGGUGUACAAUGAUCCCGGAUAAAUGUGCAAAGUUCUUUGUGCGAUUUCAUUGUAUUAUUUGUGCGUAGGACUCAUUUAUCCCGUGUAUGUAAUACCUCCGGUAAUAUAGCUAUAAAUACGUCCGAAUAGUAGACUGUUCUUAGACCGAGGGAAGCAAGAUCUAUUUUAAAGGGUAGCGCCCCGUAUCUGACCCCAUGUAGAAGCCGGUGAUAUCUCGAGGCGUGAACAUAAAAAUUUUCUCUACAUCAAUAACAAGUCGAAGGGAUUUCAAUAAGUGCGCAGUCUUGGGAUUGGUACCCGUUCUUCCUGCAAAAUAUUUCUUUUUCAUUUACCCCCACUGUUUCGCCGUACGGUUACGACCUUAGCCUCGUUCUAUCCAUUCUUUCGCGAAGGUCCUAACCACGUGCGAUUUAAGUUACGAUGCCAACCUUACGUUCACUGGUUUUACCAGUGCUGGCUGCUGUGGGAACUGUUGUUGUAAUAGGAUUAACAAUAAAAAUUUAUAAAUCUUGGUGUUGCGAUAAGAAAAAGAAAUCUCCAGUUUUACUGGCUGACCCAGUUGUUAAAUAUAGUUUGCCCUUAAUUGAAAAAGAAGUAAUAAGCCAUGAUACAAGAAAGUUCACAUUUGGUUUACCAACACCAGAACAUGUCCUGGGAUUACCAGUUGGUCAACAUGUACAUUUAACAGCUAAGAUUGAUGGAGAAGUUGUUAUACGAUCUUACACACCUGUUUCAAGCGACGAUGAUCACGGUCAUGUAGAUUUGGUUAUUAAAGUAUAUUUCAAAAAUGUACAUCCAAAGUUCCCUGAGGGAGGAAAAUUAUCUCAAUAUUUAGAAAAUUUGAAUAUUGGAGAUACCGUUGAUUUUAGAGGGCCAUCUGGUCGACUAAUUUAUAAAGGUCAAGGAAAGUUUUCUAUAAAAAUUUUAAGGAAAGACCCACCUGCAGAAUAUAAUGUUAAAAAGGUUGUAAUGAUAGCUGGUGGUACAGGAAUUACGCCAAUGCUACAAUUAAUUCGCGCUAUGGUAAAGGAUGCCAAGGAUGAAACUCAAUGUUCUUUACUUUUCGCUAACCAAACGGAAAAAGACAUACUACUUCGCGACGAAAUAGAUAAUAUUGCCAAGACUCAUCCUAACAAAUUGAAAGUUUGGUAUACAAUAGACACCAGUGGUGAAAAUUGGCCUUACAGUACAGGUCACAUAAAUGCAGAAAUGAUAGAGAAGCAUAUGUUUCCUCCAUCACCUGAUACAAUCGUUCUUAUGUGCGGUCCACCGCCGAUGAUUAAUUUCGCUUGUAAUCCUAACCUCGAUAAACUUGGAUACGAUCAAAAAUUACGAUUUGCAUAUUAAAAUAACAAUUUCUUGUUGCGCUGAAAUUGUAGGAUGGAUUCAUUUUGAUAGUAUAAUCUCUCAUUAAAUAACAACACGUGAACCUCUUCGUAAAGACAGCAUUUUAUAAUUUUAUUUGUAUAAAUUAUGUACUAGACAUGCAGCAGCAGUUUGAAACUUCUAUAUGUGCAGUACCAGUUACAUACUAAGUGUAGCACUUAUGAAAACAUUAGUAUUCAUUUCGGUUACUAAAAUUUGUUAAAAAAAUGUUUAACUUGUAAUUAACAUUCAAGUUAAUAUAAAAAAAAAGGUAAUAUUUAGUUGUUCAUAUGAAAAUAAUUAUUCAUUACAGAGUAGAAACAGUAAUAUUUUAUAAUUAUGUAUUUCUUAUAAAUGCGGUUGUUAAUUGUUUUUAAUUAAAUUUUUUAAUUUUUUAUAAAAUACAUCGCCAGUGCAGAGCUUUAGUGAGAAACAGUAUACAGGUUAAAAGCAUUUAUUGAUGUUAAACCUAUUGUAUUGUUAUAAAAAAAUGAUCACAAGUU